CUCCUUCCUUCUUUGUGCCUUUUCUUGGAAAUGAAUCUAGUUGUGGGGUUGAAAUAAUACUUUUUUUUUCCCACUUUUUUUUUUUUACUUUUCUUUAAUGAAUAUUUUCGGACUAAUACGAAAAACACGCAAGGAUAAGAAAACAAACUCUUUAGACUUGAGAAAGACCCAAUCAAGUCCUGUCAUCAUUACAACAAACACGCCAUCUAACUUGAAGCCUAUUUUGACCAAUGUAUCAACCACCACUCCUAUGAUCAAGGAAGUUGACGAUGAAGAUAGUCACCUCUCUGUCUCUCAUUCAAACAAUACUAAGGGUGAUAAGGAAAAUAAGGAACAAUUGAAAAUUGACAAGGAACAAUCAGAGGCACUUGCAGAAAAAUUAAGGGUCAUUCGUGCUGAUGAUAUGGAACUCUUAUUAUCGAUGGAAACACAAGCAAGAAUGGAUCAUUUGGACGAACAAAGAGAACGACAAAAAGCAUUGGAAAAUAGUGAUAAUCAGCAUCAUCAUCCUAAACGAUUGAAAUUUGCUCUUCCUGAAACACCAUUACGUGAUCCACCAUCAUCAUCAUCAUCGCCAUCAUUGCACCCAGAGUCAUCUCCUGAUAAUAAUACAACCAUCAUCCAUCCUGCUACUUCGAUAUGUAUCAACAAGACAAACACGCAUAAUGAUGAGGAUGGUUAUACCCCUUUAGCCAAACGAUGGUCUUUACCUGAAGAUGCAAUUCGUCAAGAUAUGAAGAAGAAAUCAAAGCUCUCUACAUCCCUGGCACCUUCCAAAUGGACACGGUAUCUUCUCCCUUCCGCAAACAGGUCUGAUGCAUCUUCAGUUUAUCCUUCCACCAUAUCAACAACCAAAUCAAAUCAUGUCCCUCCAUCUACUGUAACUUCAAUUGAUGCCUCUCGUCGUGCCCCUUUACGUUAUGGUUGUAAAGUCAAAUGGAUUGGGGUUGAAUUGGAAAGUGCUGUGGGAAAAACGGAUGGAUCUGUGGAUGGUCAACGUUAUUUUUAUACAGGGCCUUACCGGGGAUCCUUUUUGACAAAAGAUGAAUUGAUGAUAGUUUAGCCAGUUCCCUGUUGUUGUUGUUUUUUUUUUUUUUUAUACAUACUCCAUACACACAUAUAUUUUCACACACAGACACAUACAGUUAUAUUUGAAAGGUUUUGUAUAUAUAUUUUGAUUACACAAUUUAUUUUUUUUUUACACUAGUCUAGUUUUUCUUACCUCACGCAGAGUUCCUUUUUUUUCACACGAUCAUAUUGUGAUCCAAAUUUUUUGUUACCUUAUUCUACAUGUCCUUCAUAUAGCCUUCUUCUUUAUAUCAUCUUCCCUAUAUCUAUA
Molecule: messenger RNA, 1339 nt
Organism: Halteromyces radiatus
Lineage: Eukaryota; Fungi; Mucoromycota; Mucoromycetes; Mucorales; Cunninghamellaceae
Exons: 4
Coding region: 98-1063 (321 amino acids)
Source: RefSeq, a predicted model, not a curated record